This is a messenger RNA of Dipodomys ordii (Ord's kangaroo rat), 2142 nucleotides long. RefSeq names its product nucleosome assembly protein 1-like 4 (gene Nap1l4). The coding region runs from base 178 to 1338 and encodes 386 amino acids. Lineage: Eukaryota; Metazoa; Chordata; Mammalia; Rodentia; Heteromyidae. Gene Ontology annotation, cellular component: chromatin; nucleus. Gene Ontology annotation, biological process: nucleosome assembly. The transcript has 15 exons. The record is from RefSeq and is a predicted model, not a curated record. Gene Ontology annotation, molecular function: chromatin binding; histone binding.
CGCGAUAAGACCUCGGCCCGGCUGCCGCCGUCGGCGGAGCCUGAUUAGAAGGCGGGGAGGCGAGUCGAGCCCGGGGUCCCGGUCCCGGCCCCCCUGCUGUGUUUCCCGUUGCCCUUCUCGGAGGAGCCCCCGGAGGCCACCUGGCCGCUUCUAGACACACGGAGAUAAAGCAUUCCGAUGGCAGAUAACAGUUUUUCAGAUGGAGCUCCUGCAGAUUCCGUGGAAGCUGCAAAAAAUGCAAAUAACACAGAAAAGCUCACGGAUCAGGUGAUGCAGAAUCCACAAGUUUUGGCAGCUUUACAGGAACGACUUGAAAAUGUCUCUCACACUCCCUCCAGCUACAUUGAAACCUUACCCAAAGCAGUCAAAAGGAGAAUCAAUGCUUUGAAACAGCUGCAGGUGAGGUGCGCACACAUAGAAGCCAAGUUCUAUGAGGAAGUCCAUGACCUCGAGCGGAAGUAUGCUGCACUCUACCAGCCUCUGUUUGACAAGAGAAGAGAAUUCAUCACUGGUGACGUGGAACCCACAGAUGCAGAGUCAGAGUGGCACAGUGAGAAUGAGGAGGAGGACAAGUUGGCUGGAGACAUGAAAAGUAAAGUAGCCAUAGCUGAAAAAGAAGAAGCAGCAGCAGAAGAGCCAAAUCCCAAAGGAAUUCCAGAGUUCUGGUUUACCAUCUUCAGAAACGUGGACAUGCUCAGUGAGCUCGUACAGGAAUAUGAUGAACCAAUCUUGAAACACCUGCAAGAUAUUAAAGUAAAAUUUUCGGCCCCUGGACAGCCCAUGUCUUUUGUGUUAGAGUUCCACUUUGAGCCCAAUGACUACUUUACCAAUCCUGUUCUGACAAAAACAUACAAGAUGAAGUCAGAGCCAGACAAGGCCGAUCCCUUCUCCUUUGAAGGUCCUGAAAUCGUGGACUGUGACGGGUGUACUAUCGACUGGAAGAAAGGGAAAAAUGUGACAGUAAAGACUAUCAAGAAAAAGCAGAAGCAUAAGGGCCGGGGUACCGUCAGAACUAUUACUAAACAGGUGCCCAAUGAGUCCUUCUUCAAUUUCUUCAACCCAUUGAAAGCCUCUGGGGAUGGAGAAUCACUGGAUGAAGAUUCAGAGUUCACUUUAGCCUCUGAUUUUGAAAUUGGACACUUCUUCCGAGAGCGGAUAGUGCCGCGGGCCGUGCUCUACUUCACGGGGGAGGCCAUAGAGGACGAUGACCAUUUUGAAGAAGGCGAGGAAGGAGAAGAGGAGGAGUUGGAAGGUGAUGAGGAGGGAGAAGAGGAAGAAGAUGCUGAAAUUAACCCUAAGAAAGAAGCCGGCCAGCCAGCGGAAUGCAAGCAGCAGUGAGGAGCAGCGGGCCUGCCAGCGCCUGUGGGCGGCCCUGCAGCGGCCCGCACGCGGCGUGCUGACAUCUAACCCUUCCAAGUGCAUGACUUCACUUUCACCCUUCCUUUCCUUCUUACUUUGCUUAACUUGUACAGUGGCGACGGAACUGCAUUUCAGAAGUAGCAGGCUUAGUUCUAGCGCCUCUGCAGCCUUGGACCUCCCUGGCCCUGCCCUUGGGAGGCUGAGACCAUGCGGGGUGGGCAGGGAGGCAGGGAGGCAGGGGUCGAGCCUGGGCAGAGCAGUGUGCUUGGUGCUGCAGCCUCCACUGCCCCCGUUGUUCGCAGCCGCUGACUGCUGUGGGUGGGCCAUCCCCGGAGAGCUGGUAGUGUGGCCACGUUCUCCUGGUUUCUGGGGUGCGCUCUGGGGCCAGAGCCGGGGGGGGCUCCGCCUUGGCGUUUACCUGGUGACUGAGGGAAAGGAUGGAUGAGAGCGCUCUGACCCGCUUUGCAGACGGGGCGGGGCUGGAGCCAGGGCCUGUGGCGCUGCCGCGUGAGGUGGCUGUUCUGUGUGAGCCUCUAGUCUCUUUUCCUCAGUGUCCCCUGUUUGACCCCACCCUGUCCUGUCUUCAGCCCUGGGUUUGGUGUGGCCUGUUGCGGCGCGUGUGUGGGGUUUGAGUGUGUGUUGGUGGUUGCGGGGACAGCAGGUCCAGCCGGCAGCAGGCAUUUAGAGUGCGCAGCCUUACCUGAUAACGCAUUUGUAACUGAAUACGGUGUUUUCAAUUUGUACAGAAUAGUUAGAAUAUUCUAUUAAAGUUGUGAAACAUGA